UGUCGGCCCCAGAAGUGGAACUGGAGUGGUCUAUGCCCAUUGCCCAGUGACCUUUCUCUGGCUACGGAUGAACUAUCAUCCCUUCCUCCACGAAACAUGGAGUACGCUGGGUCAAGUCUACGUUUGCCUCCCCCUUCCCGCUCCCAGUCGGUGGCGUCGUCACUUGCAAUGUUGCGUGAUGUUUUGGCUGUUUGUUUGCCUCACACGGCAAAGGUUGCUUUAACCUACAUCGUCGAAACACGCAUCCAGACCUGCCGAAGGUUGAUCCCGAUUGUGUCGCGCCGUGGCGGACCAUGCCUGGGAGAUUCUAUCAUCUUACGACGGUGGACUUACUCGAGUCGGUUAGACCCAGGCACGCCAGCCUCUCCAGUUGGUCAGGGUGCUGGCCAGGGUGUCGCCGGAAGCUGGGAACGCAGCAUCCGGACCAAAAUGGGAACAACCCUAAGCCGUGCAUGGGUUGCGUGGCUGUCGUCUCAGAUCCCGGCCGCAGAGGCUAUACGGACUAUCUUAUAGUAUUGGC
This is a messenger RNA of Aspergillus saccharolyticus JOP 1030-1, 520 nucleotides long. RefSeq lists its product as uncharacterized. The transcript has a single exon. NCBI's taxonomy places the organism in Eukaryota, Fungi, Ascomycota, Eurotiomycetes, Eurotiales, Aspergillaceae. Bases 97 to 513 code for a protein of 138 amino acids. The record is from RefSeq and is a predicted model, not a curated record.